GGCGGAACCACAUGCGCGACGUCACAGAUGCUGGAGCGUAGGCUUUACGGCAGAGGCGUAGGCCGCCAUCUUUCAUUUGGGCAAAAGGACAUUUAGCCAGAGUUGUGGUGCUUUUAUUUUUGGAGAAAGCAAUAUACUUUGCUACUGAGGUUUCCUAAAUUGCCUCCAGUUCAAUAGAAUAGAAUAGAAUGCAGAAUAGAAUUUUUGAAUAGGGGAGAGGCCGUUACCUUUCAUUGCCCGUAGUAAACAUGGCGGCAUAGGUUUUGCGUGUGGAAGUUUCCAGGAGGUUCUUUUACGGCGCCUGUGUUUCUUCAGCGGUGGAGAGAGUUGUGCCAGUGGCGGUUGCGGUGCAUUAGUGACGGGUAAAAUAAACGUGACAUCAUGUCUUAUAUGCUUCCACAUUUGCACAAUGGCUGGCAAGUUGACCAGGCCAUUCUUUCCGAGGAAGACCGUGUGUUGGUAAUCCGCUUUGGACACGACUGGGAUCCAACAUGUAUGAAGAUGGAUGAAGUAUUGUACAGCAUAGCUGAGAAGGUAAAAAACUUUUCUGUGAUAUAUCUGGUGGAUAUAACAGAAGUACCAGAUUUUAACAAAAUGUACGAGUUAUAUGAUCCCUGUACAGUCAUGUUCUUCUUCAGGAACAAGCACAUUAUGAUAGAUUUAGGCACGGGAAACAACAACAAGAUUAACUGGGCAAUGGAGGACAAACAGGAGAUGAUUGAUAUUGUAGAAACUGUGUACAGAGGGGCCAGAAAAGGCAGAGGUCUAGUCGUGUCUCCGAAAGACUACUCCACAAAGUACAGAUACUGAAGCUGUUGCUGCCUGUUCAUGUGGUGCUUUUAUUCAUAUAUUUUAUGUCAACUUGGACUGCAAGUGUCAUAAGAUCGACUUAUGAAUUCAGAAGGAGUGAGCAAUUCUACUGUUUAUACCUUUUGACAAUUAUUGUGUUAGGAGUUUCACGAUUUUUGAGAGAUGGAAAACACAAGCCUUAAAUAUCUUAUGUUGAAGUUUUUGUCCUUUAUAUUGUGUUUAAUAAAUAUGAAACUUUGUAGGUUUUGUUUUAGAAAACAGCUGUAUCUGUGAUAUGGUCAUAAAGUGUUCUCAGUUUUGUAGGAAGGAGAUCAAUCCUGAAUUCAACUACUUUAUCAGCUCAAUAAAAAAAACAUGAAAAACUACAGUUCCAAGAAAUUCAU
Hyla sarda is the source of this 1193-nucleotide messenger RNA. It is a transcript of the gene TXNL4A, whose product is annotated as thioredoxin like 4A. The coding region runs from base 382 to 810 and encodes 142 amino acids. Gene Ontology annotation, biological process: mRNA splicing, via spliceosome. The record is from RefSeq and is a predicted model, not a curated record. Lineage: Eukaryota; Metazoa; Chordata; Amphibia; Anura; Hylidae. Gene Ontology annotation, cellular component: U4/U6 x U5 tri-snRNP complex; U5 snRNP; spliceosomal complex. The transcript is spliced from 4 exons.